Molecule: messenger RNA, 748 nt
Organism: Arabidopsis lyrata subsp. lyrata
Lineage: Eukaryota; Viridiplantae; Streptophyta; Magnoliopsida; Brassicales; Brassicaceae
Product: cell wall / vacuolar inhibitor of fructosidase 2
Biological process (GO): negative regulation of catalytic activity
Molecular function (GO): enzyme inhibitor activity
Source: RefSeq, a predicted model, not a curated record
AUAAAAAUGAUGAAAUCAUUCUAUAUUUUUGUCGUGUUUAUUCAAAUCCAAAUAGCAUUGUCUCAACCAAUUCGGUCUACUACGGGAUCUAAUAAGCUCAUACAAGUACUCUGCAAAAGUAAUAUUUAUCCCAGCCUCUGCGACUCUACUCUCAAUCUUGAUCCUAGAAGCAAGAAUUCAAAUCUACGAGGGCUUGCGCCGAUCUCUAUCGACGCGACUUCAAAAAAAGUCAACGAGUUGUUAAAUUAUCUCAUUUUCGUCUCUAAGAACAUCAAAGACCGUGAAGACUUAAAGAAGUAUAAAACUUGCAUUGAUGAGUAUGGCACGAGGGCUCGUAGGUUUUUACCGGCGGCGUUGGCUGAUCUUAAAGCUGCGAAGUUUUCUCUAGCGAAGUCUGUAAAAAGUGUUGUGUCGAUACCUGAUCAUUGUGAGGCGCAAUUCGCUGGAAUUUCGCCGUUGACCGGACGUAACAAAGCCGUCCAUGAUAUCGCUUAUAUGACUGCUGACAUCAUCAAAUAUCUUUUUGUCAAUAAUUAAUAAAUUUUUAGUCUUGUUCAAAGUACAAUCGAGUAACGAAUAAGAAUAAGAUAUUUAUUUCUAUUUUUAUCAUCAGGAGUCUUUGAUUAAUCCGUACUCUAAAAGGAAAACUUUCUUACGUACUAUUGUUAUAUAGGAUACGUUUAUUUAUAACUUCUGCUUAACAUUCAAUUUGAAUAUCGAGUGAACGAGAUAUGUAGAAUUUCUUUAA